CCCUGACAAGAGCCCAGCCCAGCACUGCACAGCGCUGCCAGCACAGCCAUGGAGCAGUACUUCUCGGCCACGCAGAAGAUGGAGCGGGAGGUGAUGUUCCCCAGCCUGCUGCGAGGGGUCUUCCCACAGCAGGAGGGCACAGACCCAGAUGAGGGCGGCCACUGCGACCUCUACGAGCGCUACCAGCACCUCAAGGCCAUCAAGCCCAUGGUGGAGAAAGGCCUGGCCUCUGUCACCGACCAGGCCCAGAGCGGCAACGCCGCCGACGGCUCCUGCGAGGACGCCGACAGCACGGACGCCCAGCUGCAGGAGCGCCUGUCCCACCACCUGGCCGGCUUGCAGCAGGUCCUCACCCACCUCACCAGGGACACCAACGCCCUCACGCGCAGGUACAGCCAGAUCCUGGAGCAGAUCAGCCCCAGCGAGGGACAGCCCAGCUGGUGACCCUGCCCCGGCCAGCCGGACGAGCGCCGCCGGCCCCGAGGAGAAGACGUCCCCGUGGCUGCCCGGCCUGGGCUCUGCCCCGGCCCCUCGGCCCUCCCCGCGCCGCUCAGCCCAUCUCCCGGCGCGGGCAGCGCUGGCCGGCUCUGGCUGCCACCGCCCGCGAUGCCAUCGCACGGUGCCCGAUGCCGCUGGGAAGAAGCCCCCGCUCACGCCGGGAGCGCCACGGCAGCGGCUGCACGCCCCGGGGCUGCUCUUGAUUGUCCAAGAGCCGCACAGAGGCCCAGGGAGCGUGCGGGGGCCCCGGCCUGCCACGCUGCCCUGCGCCUGCACAGCCCUUGUCCAGCUGGUACCUGGACUGCCGGGGCACUGCCCCCCCUCUUUGCUAAUAAAACCGUCUCUGGAA
This is a messenger RNA of Colius striatus (speckled mousebird), 847 nucleotides long. Its product is annotated as thyroid hormone-inducible hepatic protein-like. Gene Ontology annotation, cellular component: cytosol. Bases 49 to 444 code for a protein of 131 amino acids. Lineage: Eukaryota; Metazoa; Chordata; Aves; Coliiformes; Coliidae. The record is from RefSeq and is a predicted model, not a curated record. The transcript has 2 exons. Gene Ontology annotation, biological process: regulation of lipid biosynthetic process.